Messenger RNA from Amoebophrya sp. A120, 441 nucleotides. Lineage: Eukaryota; Dinophyceae; Syndiniales; Amoebophryaceae. The record is from the annotation of a GenBank genome assembly.
AUGAAGAAUGGACGCAAAACGUCAAGAGGAGGACGCGCCGCCGGCCCCGAGCCCCCCCUAGCUAACGCCCACCCCGGCAGCGAGGGGGCCCACCGCGUGGCGCACGGUUCGGCGGCCCCGUGGUGUUUCUUCGCCCGCCCCCUUGCGUCCGAACGGGGCGCCCGGGGCGCGCUCGCGGCCCGCCUCGCGGCCCGCCUCGCUCCAGUGUCUCUCUGUCGGACAAGGCCCCCAGCAAUCUUGUGGUGGGCCUCGUCGUUGGUUUUGAUUGGUCGGGAGGGCGCCUACUUCGUUUCCUCGCCGGAUCUCGGAUGGGCCCUCGCCCCAUUGUUACGGUUGGGUGGCCACCAACAUUGCCCCCGCGGCCCCUGCCUUUUCGGUUGCAUGCGCAAAAACGAACAUGGUCGCGCACUCGCGCAGGCGCGGGGGCCAUGCGUCACCUAG